Messenger RNA from Ostreobium quekettii, 616 nucleotides. The record is from the annotation of a GenBank genome assembly. NCBI's taxonomy places the organism in Eukaryota, Viridiplantae, Chlorophyta, Ulvophyceae, Bryopsidales, Ostreobiaceae.
AUGGCCAGAGGGCUCGCCGUCCACUCGCUUGAGCCACAAAACUUCCCCGGCCCAGCGGACAUGCUCCGUGGCAAACCGCCGGGAGCGUACACGGCAUUGAAGGUGGACAACUGGCGGCACCUAGUGGACUGGACACUGCACUCGCGCCGAUUGGCAAAGUCUGUUCAGGUCCUGCAUGAAGAAGCAGGCGGAAUGUACAAGGCGCUUUUGAGCCAGGUGGAGACACAGGGGACAACGUUGAACCGCUGCAUCAACCAUGCUCUUCUGCCGUCUCUUGUGCUGGCCCUGCAGACUUGCCAGGAGGCCAAUGAACAGAAAACCAGCUACUGCAUGCUCGUGCCGUUGCUCUGCGAUCCGAUAGGGACUUCGACGCAGACAGGAUCGCCAUUGGAUGUUUUUGUGCUUGCUGAACCACUCUCAGUGGAAGCCUCCCACCCUGUGGAAGUGUCUGUACUGGGGCGUCCCAGGACAAUACCUCUUGCCAAGUUUUCACAAUGGGCCACUGACCGGCAGUGUAUUGAGGCAAAGAAGGCCAAAUCUGAUGGAGAGGCCCUUCUUUGCACACAAGAUGGAAAUCUGCUUGAGGGUCUCCUCACCAACUUUUUUGUCGUUCAAG